Orycteropus afer afer is the source of this 608-nucleotide messenger RNA. Lineage: Eukaryota; Metazoa; Chordata; Mammalia; Tubulidentata; Orycteropodidae. The record is from RefSeq and is a predicted model, not a curated record.
CCCAUUCGUAGGACUACAACUCCCAACGGUCUGUGCGUGAGAGGGCAGGCCGGUCCCCUCGCCGGAAGUCCGCCCUAGCUCUGAGCCCCGCGACUGCAGUCAGAGCCAGAGCCGCCCAGUCGGCGCGGGACGUGGGCCUCUGGGGUCCGGACGGGGGUCGCCAUGAUCCGCUUCAUCCUCAUACAGAACCGGGCGGGCAAGACCCGCCUGGCCAAGUGGUACAUGCAGUUUGACGAUGACGAGAAGCAGAAGUUGAUCGAGGAAGUGCACGCCGUGGUCACCGUCCGCGAUGCCAAGCACACCAACUUUGUGGAGUUCCGGAACUUCAAGAUCAUCUACCGACGCUACGCCGGCCUGUACUUCUGCAUCUGUGUGGACGUCAAUGACAACAACCUGGCCUACCUGGAGGCCAUCCACAACUUCGUGGAGGUCUUAAAUGAGUAUUUCCACAAUGUCUGUGAGCUGGACCUGGUGUUCAACUUCUAUAAGGUUUACACAGUUGUGGAUGAGAUGUUCCUGGCCGGCGAGAUCCGUGAGACCAGCCAGACGAAGGUGCUGAAACAGCUGCUGAUGCUGCAGUCCCUAGAGUGAGUGCGGCGGACGGGCCC